AUGUUGCCAAGUGACUUGAUUUUUGGAUUUUUCCUCAUAUCUCAAAUUUGUAUUGGUGUCUUUGGGAACUCAUUGCUCUUUGUGUUAUAUACAUAUGCCUUCCUGAUCCGGCCACAUCUGAAGAAGCCCAUAGAUGUGAUUUUCUUACACCUGUCAUUGGUCAAUAUCUUGACCAUCACAUUCAGGCUGGUGCCAGAUAUUGCAUCAUCCUUUGGAGUAAGACGUUUCUUGGAUAGUGUUGGUUGUAAAACAGUGUUGUACACAUACAGAGUUACCCGGGGUCUCUCCAUUUGUACCACCUCACUCCUGAGUGUAUUUCAAGCUGUCACUAUGAGUCCCAGUCAUUCUAAGUUUGCAUGGCUUAAAUCUAAACUGUCCAAGUGGAUUUUGCCCUGUCUCCUGUGUUUUUGGAUCAUCAACCUGCUGAUCUACAUCCACAGCAUCCGAGCCACUGAAGCCAGCGGUAAUGUCACUGCUGUUGGUUCUGGGUAUGCUCAUGCGUACUGUCAAACUCAGCCACUGAAUCGCCACUAUUCAGCAGCACUCUUGAGUGUCAUGGUGCUUCGUGAUCUCCUGUUUGUGGUGCUCAUGAUCUGUGCCAGCCUCUGCAUGGUGACUCACCUCUGCAGGCACCUCAGGAAUGCCCAGCACAUCCACAGCCCCAGGCUCUCCUCCCAGACACCUCCAGAAAACAGAGCCACACACAGGAUCCUCAUCCUGGUCUUGUGCUUUGUGUUUUUUUAUUGUGCAAACAACUUCAUUACCUUCUAUUUAUUGUAUAGAACUGAGAAACGUCCAGAACUGGAGAAGAUUACUGGAAUUGUGGCUUCAUGCUACCCAGCCCUCUGUCCUUAUGUGCUGAUGAAAAAUAACAAAAUGAUCUCCAAUUUACUCCUUGCCAUUCAGAGAGUUCCCUUUGCUUAA
This is a messenger RNA of Oryctolagus cuniculus (rabbit), 924 nucleotides long. RefSeq names its product vomeronasal 1 receptor oryCunV1R1672. The record is from RefSeq and is marked provisional. Gene Ontology annotation, biological process: G protein-coupled receptor signaling pathway. Gene Ontology annotation, molecular function: pheromone receptor activity. Gene Ontology annotation, cellular component: membrane. NCBI's taxonomy places the organism in Eukaryota, Metazoa, Chordata, Mammalia, Lagomorpha, Leporidae.